AUGACAGCAAAAGAAGAUAAUGAAUUUAAUAAAGAAGUAAAGGAGUUGGAAUCCUUCUUCAGCCUUCCACGCUUCAAAAAUACAGUCAGGCCGUACGCGGCAGCGCAGGUGGUCAGCAAGCGCGGCACAAUCACCCACCACUACCCUUCUGAUCUUCUCGCAAAGAAGCUGUGGACAAUCCUCGAGCAGAAAGCUAAGAGGGGCGAUACGAGCCACACGUACGGUGCACUCGAUCCAGUCCAAGUCACUCAAAUGGCGAAAUACCUCGAAACAGUUUAUGUUAGUGGCUGGCAGUCCUCGUCCACUGCUUCCUCGACCAAUGAGCCCGGUCCCGAUCUCGCCGAUUACCCGUACGACACCGUUCCUCGCAAGGUUGAGCACCUCUUCCAAGCGCAGCUCUUCCACGACAGGAAACAGAGACACCAGCGCAGCUUAACCUCAGCCAGCGAGCGCGGUCCGGCUGUUGACUAUCUACGCCCUAUAGUUGCAGACGCAGACACUGGCCACGGUGGUCUUUCAGCGACUAUGAAAUUGGCAAAGCUUUUUGUUGAGAAGGGUGCAGCUGGUAUUCACAUCGAAGACCAGGCUCCUGGAACCAAGAAAUGUGGCCACAUGGCAGGUAAAGUUUUGGUGUCAAUCCAGGAACAGAUAAAUCGUCUUAUCGCCAUCAGAUUCCAGUUUGACAUUAUGGGCGUAACAAACCUCAUCGUCUCGCGCACAGACUCUGAAGCUGCGACUUUGAUUACCACCAAUGUAGAUGAUCGUGAUCACGCAUUUAUCCUUGGUGCCACCAAUCCAAGUAUCGGCUCCCUCGUAGAUGUCAUGCGUCAGGCCGAGCUGGCAGGUGCCAUUGGUCCUGCUCUCGAGAAAGUCGAGAGUGAUUGGGCUGCUCAAGCUGGAUUAAAGAAGUACAGCGAGGCGCUUGCUGACGCACUUCGCCAGAACAACAUUAACGAGAGAGUCAUUAAAAAUUUCUUGAACGAAGCACAUUUCGCAAGUCGUCAUAAAACCACUCAGCUCGCUCAAAAGGCAGGUCUUCCAACUACGGUUAGCGUCUUCUGGGAUUGGGAUGCUCCGCGUACACGUGAAGGCUACUACCGCUACCAGGGCGGCACACAGUGUGCGGUGAACAGAGCCAUAGCGUUUGCACCUUACUGCGAUUUAAUAUGGAUGGAGACGAAAGACCCUAAGCUCGCACGGGCAAAAGAGUUCGCAUCUGGCGUUAAAGCCGCUUAUCCAGAUCAAUGGCUGGCUUAUAACCUCUCUCCAUCGUUCAAUUGGGAUGCCGCUGGUCUGAGCCCACGUGAAAUGCAGGCCUUUGUUUGGGAGUUGGGUAAAUUAGGUUACGUUUGGCAGUUUAUCACUCUCGGCGGUCUUCAUUCAAAUGCUUACAUUUCAGACAACUUUGCAAAGCACUUUGCUACAGAGGGUAUGAAAGCCUAUGUAGAACAGAUCCAAAGAAAGGAGCGUGAAAUAGGGUGUGACGUUCUUACUCACCAGAAGUGGUCAGGUGCUGAAUAUAUCGACGACCUUCUCUCGACUAUUCAGGGUGGUGUUUCAUCAACUGCUAGUAUGGGCAAGGGUAACACUGAAGCACAAUUCGCAUUACCAGCUAAAUUGUAG
Messenger RNA from Wallemia ichthyophaga EXF-994, 1623 nucleotides. RefSeq names its product Isocitrate lyase. Gene Ontology annotation, biological process: carboxylic acid metabolic process. Gene Ontology annotation, molecular function: isocitrate lyase activity. NCBI's taxonomy places the organism in Eukaryota, Fungi, Basidiomycota, Wallemiomycetes, Wallemiales, Wallemiaceae. Bases 1 to 1623 code for a protein of 540 amino acids. The record is from RefSeq and is a predicted model, not a curated record. The transcript has 6 exons.